Miscanthus lutarioriparius is the source of this 969-nucleotide messenger RNA. NCBI's taxonomy places the organism in Eukaryota, Viridiplantae, Streptophyta, Magnoliopsida, Poales, Poaceae. The record is from the annotation of a GenBank genome assembly.
AUGGCGACGGGCAGCAGACCGGCCGUCACUUGCUGCGCCGCCGUGCUGCUCGCCACGGCGCUGCUGAUCUCCGCACCGGGCACCACAGAGGCUUAUGAUUCUCUAGAUCCAAACAGCAACAUCACUAUAAAAUGGGAUGUUAUGCAAUGGACUCCUGAUGGAUAUGUCCACAGUGUAGGUCUUGCUGGGACUACCACUAAGACUGUCAAGGUGCCAAAGAACUUCACUCUAAGGACUCCUGGCCCCGAUUACACCUGUGGGCGUGCUAUCGUUGGCAACCCUUCUAGGUUUUUCUCCGCGGAUGGGCGUAGGUUUACCCAAGGUCUAAUGACAUGGAAUGUGACCUGCACGUAUUCCCAAUUUCUUGCUCCGAAGACUCCGUCCUGUUGUGUAUCUCUUUCAUCGUUUUAUAACGACACUACUGUGAACUGCCCGACAUGCUCCUGUGGCUGCCAGAACCCAAGUGGGUCAAACUGUGUGAAUAAGGGUUCGCCUCGUUUACGAUCUGUGAUUGAUGGCCCUGGCAAAUGGAGUGGCGAGCCUCUUGUGGAGUGCACUUGCAGCACUUCCCACACGUGCCCCGUAAAAAUCAACUGGCGUGUGAAGCAGAACAACAAGGACUACUGGAGAGUGAAGAUCACCAUCACAAACCUCAACUUCCGAAUGAACUACACGGAGUGGAACCUAGUUGUUCAGCAUCCAAACUUCGAUAACAUCACUCAGUUGUUUGGUGUCAACUACAAACCACUUACUCCAUAUGGGGGUGACAUAAAUAACACGGCAAUGUUCUGGGGUGUGAAGUCCUACAACGAUGUGCUGAUGCAAGACGGUAAGCUUGGGACGGUGCAGUCAGGGCUCCUUCUCCGUAAAGACUCCCGGACUUUCAUCUUCGAAAAGGGAUGGGCCUUCCCACGCCGAGUGUACUUCAAUGGUGAUAACUGUGUCAUGCCAGCUCCUGAAAAUUACUGA